Molecule: messenger RNA, 2990 nt
Organism: Gymnodraco acuticeps
Lineage: Eukaryota; Metazoa; Chordata; Actinopteri; Perciformes; Bathydraconidae
Gene: cnstb
Product: consortin, connexin sorting protein b
Exons: 11
Coding region: 675-1823 (382 amino acids)
Biological process (GO): positive regulation of Golgi to plasma membrane protein transport
Cellular component (GO): plasma membrane; transport vesicle; trans-Golgi network
Molecular function (GO): connexin binding
Source: RefSeq, a predicted model, not a curated record
CACAUCUGCCAGGAGAUGGCAGCCUCCACCACAUGCUGAAAUAAAUAAAGAAACAUGACAUGUAGGUAUAGAUUGCAACCAGGGGGAAACUGGAAAUCCCCGGAUUGGGCAGUAAACAAGAAGCAUGAGAGUCGGAGAGGGACAGAUGACACAGUGGAUCCAGCAGGCAGGGACACGACGCUGAUCAGGGCGUUCAUGUUCGGAUACAAACUGUGAGACAUCAUCCAGCGCUUGCUGUGAACAAAGAAGGAGGGCUGCACUGCAUGUAAACGAAAAGAGGAAAGCACUAUUUACCAUACAGAGGACUAUGGAAGGUCUGGAUAUCUGAGAGCAUCAUCCUCCAUUGCCCAGCCUUGAUAGACAAUGGUGGACAUUUAUUUUCUUGACCACCCAGGAGAGGGGAUAGAGGAUUAGAUCACAUGCUCCGUCACAAGUGAUAACAGACCACACCUGCUGAAACUUUGUUCUUGAGGCUCGAUACGCCCUUUCUAGGAGCUUAGAGUAACACACACUUUCACUUUCCUAUCUCUACCAAAGGAAGCACACUCAAAAAGUCAAAAACAAUAAAUGUUUAACCAGUGAGGGCCUAAAGCAAGAGACUCAGACACGGCCCACUGGAGGCCUUUCGAAAAAGCUUUCACUUGGAGGAUAACAUCGCUGCAGUGACGGAGGUGAUGGGUAACAAGAACGCUCUCCCGCCAAAAGGUCCGGACACUGGGACAACGCUAAAAGAGGAAGGGGUGAGCCUCAACAGUGCCACAGGAAGUGUCUCCAGAGAUGAACUGCCGGGCCUCAGCCUAGAGCUGCUGGCCUCCCUGCAGUCCCUCAGAGAAAACAGUGACUACACACUGCUGCCACACUCCCUGCACCAGAUUGCAGAGGCGUUUUCACUCAAAGAGGACUACCAGUGGGCCAUCCAGUUCCUUCAGCUGGAGAAGCUCUACCAUGAACGUCUGCUCUCCAACCUUGCCGCCCUGCAGGAGAACUGGGAGAGCCAGUGGAAAGAGAAGAAACGCGAUGAAAGCUGUUUGCCCGAUGAGACGGACGGCAUCGGUCAGAAACACAUCGAGACCCUGAGCCAGAUCUGCAGGACACAUCAUCGACCAUCCACCUGUGUGGAAGAGAACACGCUGAAUGCAACACUGAAAGACAUUCAAAGCCAGAACGAGACGCUACAACCCUGCCAUGAUAAAGUCUUCGAGCCGGAAACAACACACCAGGAUGAAGAAAAAGAGCUUAGCAUGAACUCAGAGACAGAGCUUUCCUCACCACAGACAGAACAUCAAGAGGAAGAGGAGGAGGAGGAAGAGGAAAGAGAAGAAGAAGAAACAUAUGAGGAGGGACAGGAAGUAGAAGAGCAAGAGGAGCCUUGUGAGGAGACACCAGAGGAGGAGGUGAAGGUGGAGUGGCCAUCAGGAGUCCCCCAGGCUUCAGACAAGGACCUGGCCAAGCUGUCUGACACAGAGGGGAGUUCCUCUCCAGAUGGUCUAGUGUCCAUCCUGAAGAGGAGGAGAGCAUCACUGGAUGGGUUACCUCCCGAAAGCGAAAUAGCUACUAAACAGAACACCAAACGCAAGGUCCGCUUCAGUGAGCCAGAGGACGGCAUUGAGCAAGAUGAGGUAGGCGGAGAUUCCUGCCUGAUCCUUCUGCUGCUGUGUCUGGUCACCGUGGUGAUCAGCAUAGGCGGGACCGCCCUCUACUGCACGCUGGUGGACACUUACUCCAACAUUUGCACCGACUUCACUCACAACGUGGACUUCUACAUCAUGAACAUGCGGAGGUUCUUCGAAGGGCUCGGACGCUGGCUGCCCCUCCGGACUUAGACCUUUGUAAACAACUGCUGUUUCAGACAUGUGCACUGUAAAAGACAGUGUGAAAAAGAAAGCAAGAGUUCCUGAAAGCAACUGUAAUCCUCAAUGUGGGAUCUACAAACAUUGAUCUGACGCUGCCAUCCAGAGUGUUUAAAGUUUAAACUCCUACAGUGACUGGAGCUUGGGUCUCUUGGCUCCCAAGACUUAUGAAUUUGAGCUAUCAGCCUAAGAUUUAUGUAUAACGAAUGGGUGCUCAAAGCAACUAAACAGUAAAACUGGUGUGCAUGUUGUCGGAGAGUUCAAAAACUCCUACUUACUGCUGUUUGUGUGGACAUUUGAUCCUAAACUGAACCAUACACAGGGGAUCACAACACUUCGCAACAAUGUUUAUAUUUUAACAGAAGAAGUUGUUUAUGUGUGUUCAAAUGUUUCCCUUACAUUUUGUAGCUGAUGUAGCUUUGUCUUUUGUUCCAGAGGAUUUCUUGUUCUGGUUGUUAUGUUUUGACCUACACAGAGAAAGCUAUGUUUGGAAUAAUUAGGAUUGUAUGUGUGUUGUUUUUUGAAAGAUUAAUGGGCAAAAAUAUGAUUUUUAAACUCAUGUUACUAUUAUAUUUUCCUCUGUUGACUCAUCCCUGUAAUUGAACAUAUUGUAGGGCUGUACUGUACACCUUAUCAGACGACAAAGAUUUAUUUUAUUUUGCAAAACCCUGAUUUGACGUGGCCCUUUAUGAAAAGGAUAACAGCGAGUCAAUUCUACUAUCUUAUAACAAAAUACAUUUCAGUGUAGUUAUCAUGAUAAUCAUUAUGUGAUACAGUCAUUUAACUCUACAAAUGUUAUACUUUUGGUGCCCAAUGUUUCACGCUUUAGUGUAUAUCCCUAAUUCUGGUCUAAAUGUGGAUUCAUGAUUAUAUCUAGUCUCCUCCUGCAGUUGGCAAAAAGGCUGCAUCAGCGGACAGAAGAUACAUUUGGAUUGUGUAUGAGACAACAGAUCACAGUCAAAAACAAGCAAACAUUAAUUUAAUUCAAGUUUAUAACACUAUUUCUUCCUAAAAUGUUUAUAUGUCCUCAUUAUCUGCCUUGGGAAAGGAGCUACAAAGAUUGAUCUAUUAUUUGUCAUCUAUUAAAUGAACAGCCAACCAUUUUUAAAAGUCUAUUAAAAUGUUGAUAUGUUGAACAUA